Patiria miniata (bat star) is the source of this 2282-nucleotide messenger RNA. Its product is annotated as monocarboxylate transporter 12-like. Gene Ontology annotation, biological process: monocarboxylic acid transport; transmembrane transport. The record is from RefSeq and is a predicted model, not a curated record. The transcript has 4 exons. The coding region runs from base 232 to 1716 and encodes 494 amino acids. Gene Ontology annotation, molecular function: monocarboxylic acid transmembrane transporter activity. NCBI's taxonomy places the organism in Eukaryota, Metazoa, Echinodermata, Asteroidea, Valvatida, Asterinidae.
AGACGGCAAGCAUGGAAAUUUGCAAUCGGCACCAAACCAAUGUUUCCCCGUGAGUAUAAUGGUUUUAUCAUUUACGUGAUAAAAUGUCUUAAGUACACAUAGGGCCAUGACUGUUUACAUCUCGUGAACACCGUCCAUAGCAAACAUAUGAAUGAUAAUGAGUGUAAAAGAACAAUAAUAUAAAAAGUCAUGAAUACAAUGACCGGCUCCAUAUCCUUCCAGUGAACCAGUAUGGUAGGAAGUGGCAAGACCUCAGUUGCUGCCCGUGUGCAGGAUCAGCCGAGCCGAUGGGGCAUUGUUGUCGUCGUUGCCGCCCACAUGAGCCUGGCGCUGAUUGCAUUUUGUCAGAGCUCUGGCAGUGUCUUCUAUCUGAGCUGGAGGAGCGAAUUUGACACGAACGCCAAGGAGACUGCGGCCAUCUCCAGUAUCAUGACCUGUGUCUGCAGCUUCAGUAUGUUUGUUGGCGGUGUUAUGAUCCAACGCUGUGGUUGCAAGCUGGUCGGUAUUAUCGGGGGAGUGUUGACAACGCUUGGUAUGUUAGGCAGCGUCUGGGUGCAAAACAUCUCCCAGUUGUACCUCACAGCCGUUGUAACAGGCGUUGGUCUUGGAAUGGCUAAGAACACUGCGUUGGUCGCUGUUGCUCUACACUUCAAGAACGGGUACACUACAGCCAACGCCCUGGCGUGCUCUGGCAGUGGUACAGGGAAAAUGGCAGCGCCGCCAUUAAUCCAGAUUCUCCUUGACUAUUUUGGCUUAAGAGGGGCGUUGCUAGUUACCUCCGCAAUUGUGGCAAACAUGGUAGUAUUCGGCACACUCUUUCGGAAACCUCGAACAGAUCGGAAAUCAGGACUGGAUCACAGAUCAAUUGAUAAACUCACAGAGAGGACAGACGUGGAUUUUCAAAUCGUACACGCAAAUGAUGCAGUUGAGAUGGCUUUGGAAAGCGAAAGUUCGUCGGACGAUUCAGAUGCUACAAUGAACCAUUCGGAGACACACACAAAUAUAGAAGAAGGCCAAUCAAAUGUCUCAUCUACUACUCACAAUACCAGCUUCCGUGCAUGGAAAUUGAAACUCAAUCCCAUUCGGAAAAUGUGGUCGGGACUGGGACUCGGCGUUUUUCGGAAGAGCUACCGCUUUAGCAUGCUGUGUCUUCUAGCAUUCAUAUCCGCGAUUCCUUAUUAUGGAGCCGGUCUGUUCAUCAUUCCUCGCGCGGAGAGUAUCGGCGUGGCGCUUUCUAGUGCCGCCUUUUUGCUCAGUCUGAACGGCAUCGGUAGCUUGCUGGGUCGUCUUGUCAACGGGCUGCUCAUUAGUUACAACUUGUCCGCUGAGAUCGUCUGCUCCAUCUGUGCGGCUGGGGCCGGUGCCUCAGUACUCCUCCUCAACGCUGAUAACUACGUUUGUUUGUCUGUCGCUUCCUUCCUCCUGGGCCUGUUUACUGGUGUCUUUUACGCGGUUGCAAUUGUCCUGAUACGACGCUAUGUUGGUUGCAGACGAUUUUCCGUGUGUCUAGGUAUCUACUAUAUCUGUGUUGGCCUUGGAGGACUGUUUGGACCAGUAGCGGCAGGUUGGGUGUUUGAUAUUUCAAACAGCUACAAGACGGUGUUCUACGCGUUGGCAGGUGUUGACUUCAUCUGCUGCAUUCUGAUGUUUCUCUUUCCUGUACUGAAGCGAGUCGAGCCAGGCAUUAAGGAUCAUCAAACCAAUGAAGUGAACUAACUGAUGGAGUGCUAAAGCAUAAUCAAUUAAGACUUUUUUAUGCGAGAUCUAUAUACAUGUACCUGAAGGUCAAUGUGUUUGUCAAGUCUGUCUCUAAAAAUACCUCAAGACUACAGAACUGCAUAUUCACAUUUUUGGUAAACUUGAACUGGAAAACGAAAUGUAAUGUGAUUACGAAUUGUAGUAAUAGAAACAAAACGAAUAACACAAGCCAACGAGAAACAUCUUACUCAAAUAUUAUUAACAAAUCAUUCCAACUCUGACCAUUAAAUGACCAUUUAAGCUGGUCAUACUUUAGGCAUAUUUCUAGAACUUUUGGAAAAAAAGUUUCAAGCGUCCUCUUAGCUUAUCAGAAUUCAUGACAUUUGAAAAAAUACAUUUGUAAUAACGUCAACCUGUGCACAAAAUACGGUUAGAGCCACCUUGGUUAGGGGGUAGGCCUAUUUGUACAGUAUUCUGUAAUAAUUAUAGCGUUUAUAAUCGUCGGAUUUGAACAGCGCCCCCAUUGAAAGUAUGGCACGAGCCUCCCCCCACCUAUUGAUUUCGAAGGCCAAGUGUCCAGAGCA